AGUUGAAAUUUUUAAGUCUUGAGCCCUUCCACGUAGCAAGCUGUUAAUAAAGACACUUGAUGUAUGAACUAACACAGAAGCUAAAAGUUCAAGUUUACAAGGUAAGACUAUUACAUAGUUCUUUUCCGGGAAGCCAGUGAAGAAAAGGAAAUCGGUUGUUUCCGCCCGGUUUCGAACCGGGGACCUUUCGCGUGUUAGGCGAACGUGAUAACCACUACACUACGGAAACCUCGUUGAAGAAAAGGUCUUGGAAAUCCUUCAUAUUGUUAGAAGUUGACGAGGGUUUCAGAAACGUGGAGCGUGCCUCUCCUCCUACGGCAACUUUCCCUUGCCCCAUCUUUCCACCUUUCUUAGUUUCUAAGGCGCAAAGCAGGGGUUCCCGAUUACCCGUGGACCGACACCCAUGAACCAGACAGAGCUCAACGGCUUUGGGAAACAUAACUAUUUUUACGGCUCAUCGAGGUAUUAGAGAAGGGUUAGAUUUAUAUUUUGAAGAGUUAAGUCGGUUUUUCUUGAUCUUGGUAUUCCUGGAUUCCAGGGAGUUGGGAAGACACAAUCGAGGGUGGUACUUGGGAGCUCACCGUGCAUCCGGAGCCUAUGGGCCCGAGGCUCUCCGGCCCCCAGCCGGCACUAGCAGAGCUCAGGCCCCGCGGGACCUUGCAUGGGCCUCUGUGACGCGGCAUUCCAGGCCGUCAGCCCCGCGCAUCACUGGGGCCUUCUUUGUAAAGCCGCCCAGGGUCUGCAUCGCGCACUGUCCGCCCUCCCGGCGCAGCCCGCAGCCAGGGCAGUGGGAGCGGCCGGGCGGCAGGAGGAGGCGGCAUGAGCUACCACCAGGUACCGGUGGUAAUCGACAAUGGCUCGGGAGUGAUCAAGGCGGGCCUGGCUGGGUCCCGGGAGCCCCAUUUUGUCUACCCGAACAUUAUUGGCCGCGCCAAAGGCCAGAGCUGGGCGGCCGAGAGCGCGCGGGAACUGUGCGUGGGCGACCAAGCUCAGGACCGGAGGAACUCGCUGUCUGUCAGCUACCCAGUAGAGCGUGGUCUCAUUUCUUCCUGGGGGGACAUGGAAGUCAUGUGGAAGCAUAUCUAUGACUACAACCUGAAGCUAAAGCCCUCUGAUGGGCCGGUUUUGAUUACGGAGCCAGCACUGAACUCACUGGUCAACCGGCAACAGAUCACUGAAGUGUUUUUUGAGCAUCUAGGGGUUCCUGCCUUCUAUAUGUCCAUUCAGGGGGUUCUAGCUCUCUUUGCUAGUGGCUUUACAACUGGCUUUGUGCUGAAUUCAGGUGCUGGGGUUACCCAGUGUGUGCCCAUCUUCGAGGGUUACUGUCUGCCUCAUGGUGUCCGGCAGCUAGAUCUGGCAGGCCUUGACCUCACCAACUACCUCAUGAUGCUGAUGAAGGACCAUGGCAUCAUGCUGCUUAGCACUGCAGACAGAAAAAUUGUCACAGACAUUAAGGAAACUUCUUGUUAUGUGGCAAUAAACUAUGAAGAGGAAAUGGCCAAGAAACCCAACUGUAUAGAGAAAGUUUACCAACUACCUGAUGGGAAAAUGAUCAAGCUCCAUGAACAGCUCUUUCAGUGUCCAGAGGCACUCUUCUCUCCCUAUCUCAUGAAUCUGGAGACCCCUGGCAUUGAUAAGAUGUGCUUCAGCAGCAUAAUGAAAUGUGAUACAGAUCUGAGGAAUUUAUUUUUCUCCAAUAUUAUACUUGCUGGGGGAUCAACUUCUUUCCCUGGUUUAGAGAAGCGGCUAGUUAAAGAUAUAGCAAAGGUGGUGCCUGCCAAUACCCCUGUGCAGGUUACAGCUCCCCCAGAAAGGGAACUAUCUGCGUGGAUGGGAGGAUCUAUGCUUGCAUCACUGUCUGCCUUCCAGGAUAUGUGGAUCACUGCUGCAGAAUUUAAAGAAGUUGGACCCAACAUAGUACACCAAAGAUGCUUCUGAAUGUGGAUAAUCUGAUAAGGAGAAAAAUGUUUUGAGUAUAUGUGACAGAAAACUUUGGGUAUUAUGUGUUUCUGGAAGAACAGAGAAUUUUCAAUUAUUGUAACAUCCAUGUCUCUGUUGCAUUUCUAUAAUGGGGGAAAAUAAUGGUUAGGCACUCAACAUUUAUUGAGUAGAACUAAAUUAAAUGCUAGAGGAAACA
Manis javanica (Malayan pangolin) is the source of this 2137-nucleotide messenger RNA. RefSeq names its product actin related protein T3 (gene ACTRT3). Lineage: Eukaryota; Metazoa; Chordata; Mammalia; Pholidota; Manidae. The record is from RefSeq and is a predicted model, not a curated record.